Vespa velutina is the source of this 1458-nucleotide messenger RNA. RefSeq lists its product as uncharacterized. Lineage: Eukaryota; Metazoa; Arthropoda; Insecta; Hymenoptera; Vespidae. The coding region runs from base 805 to 1380 and encodes 191 amino acids. The record is from RefSeq and is a predicted model, not a curated record. The transcript is spliced from 6 exons.
AACAGAAAAAAAGAAAGAAGAAAGAAAUCAAUUGAUAUAAUAAAUAAGAAUAUUCACAGUGAAAUUAAAAGAAUGACACUAUCAUUAUAUUUAUAUUUAUAAUUUAUCGAAUUAAUCUUUAAACAAAUUGCAUGUUAAUCGUCUGUGUUUUAAGAUAUCCGUUCAUUAAAUUUAUUAAAAAUUGAUGUAAUUCUGAAAAAGAAAAAAAAAGAAAAAGAAAAAAAAUUGUUUCGUGGAUCGAUGUAAUCAUGUCAACUAUAAAAAAUAUUUCAUUUUUGUUGGUAGUUAAUAUUUCUAUCAAUAUAACACCGAUAGAAAUAUUCAUAUGUUUACUGUUUCCACAGAGCAUCUCAAAUCUCUUUAAUAAUAUCCAAUAUACGGUACGUAACACGCGCUUCCUGUGAUCGAUACGGUAACACCUCCCAGCAACAGGACAUCACCGCAAGCCGUUAUAAACGACCUAGACAUUAUUUUACGAAAUCAUUUUCUCUAAUUUUCAAAUCUAUUCUAUAAUUAGGAUUAUCGUUUUACACUGACACUUAUUUGAAUUUUAAAAGAAAUAAAAAACUGAAAAAAGAAAGAAGGAAAAAAAUUUUGUAAACAUAUGCAAGCUGUACGGUGGAUGUGCAGCUAAUUGCACCGCGAUACGUUAAGUCUGGCAGUACGGCAACACUCUAUUGUAAUCAUAGUAUUCCAGAAGAUCAAUUAUAUAAGAUAGAAUUCUUAAAGGAUGAUGAAAAAAUAUUUCAAUAUAUAAAAGAAAGAAAUCCACCGUUCGUUAUACCGGGGAUCGACGGUGUAUUUAUGGAGUACUCGGAAAAUGGCACGACAAUCAAACUAAGGAACGUUAGUUUUUUGGUGUCCGGUACAUAUUAUUGUGCAGCUUCUAUGUCAACUCCUAUUUAUACAAAACCUUCCGAUAAUGUACAAAUGAAAGUAAUAGUACCACAGACUGAGAAUCCGAAGAUUACAUUUGGAAAGAACGUUUAUAUGGUCGGUGACAAUUUAGAAGCAAACUGUUCGUCCUCAGCGGCGUCACCUGUUCCUCAUUUAACUUGGUUUAUAAAUGGAAAAGAGGUGGAUGUCACAUUGGUACAUCACUAUCCUCAUACUCCCCAUAGUAAACAUCUAUUAUCUGCAACUGCUAAAUUAAUGAUAGAGGUAUCUGCAUUACAUACUGGAGAUAAUGGACAUUUGGAUAUCAGUUGCCAUUCUACAAUACCAGAUUAUCCUAUGAAUCAUGAGGAGUAUGCUGAUGUUAGAAAGAAGACAGUAUCAAUUGAGAUUAGACCUACAUCUUUUGCAGUGAGGAGCAUGCACGAAUUAGCAUUGGUGACAAUAUCGUGCAUAAUUUGUGCAAAGCGCACAUUAAUUUCUUAAUACAAGUCAAUUUAUAUUUAAUAAAACUGUAAAAAUAAUAUGCGUAAGUAAAACAAAAAAAAAAAAAAAAGAAAAAAA